Molecule: messenger RNA, 492 nt
Organism: Knipowitschia caucasica
Lineage: Eukaryota; Metazoa; Chordata; Actinopteri; Gobiiformes; Gobiidae
Source: the annotation of a GenBank genome assembly
AUGGUGUCCUGUUGGGUUCUGGUUGGUGUCCUGUUGGGUUCUGGUUGGUGUCCUGUUGGGUUCUGGUUGGUGUCUUGUUGGGUUCUGGUUGGUGUCUUGUUGGGUUCUGGUUGGUGUUCUGUUGGGUUCUGGUUGGUGUCUUGUUGGGUUAUUGAUGUUGGGUUCUGGUUGGUGUCCUGUUGGGUUUUUGGUUGGGUUUCUGUUGGGUUCUGGUUGGUGUCCUCUUGGGUUAUUGAUGGUGUCAUGUUGGGUUCUGGUUGGUGUCCUGUUCGGUUCUGGUUGGUGUCUUGUGGGGUUCUGGUUGGUGUCCUGUUGGGUGCUGGUUGGGUUUCUGUUGGGUUAUUGUUGGUGUCCUGUUGGGUUCUUGUUGGGUUGAUGUUGGGUUAUUGUUGGUGUCCUAUUGGUUUUUUGUUGGGUUCUGGUUGGGUUUCUGUUGGGUUUUGGUUGGUGUCUUGUUGUGUUAUUGUUGGUGUCCUGUUGAGUUUCUCUUAG